Messenger RNA from Oryza sativa Japonica Group (Japanese rice), 1089 nucleotides. RefSeq names its product probable calcium-binding protein CML17. The record is from RefSeq and is a predicted model, not a curated record. Gene Ontology annotation, molecular function: calcium ion binding. Lineage: Eukaryota; Viridiplantae; Streptophyta; Magnoliopsida; Poales; Poaceae.
AUCUCGCUUCUGUCGUUGCUUUAUUGGGAUUGAACAUAAUUAAUGUUUUUUUUUACGCAAAAACAGUCCGCAUGAGGGCAUCCUCAAUGUAUAUGUAACAAUGGGCACUAAUGUGCAGAAAGCAUUAGCUAUGAUAAACUCCACAAUGGUUAAAACCUAUGAGAGAAAAUAAGAUGGGUCCCACUUGGUAAAAAAAUUAAGUUGUCUACCAGCUACAGGCCUGCAGUUGUUGGGACUAACCAGUUGAUCGAUCAGUACUGGAUCCACCGAUCGAAUUGAGGUUGUUAACAUGUGGCAGCAGCUGGUGAUGGCGUCGAUCGAUCGCGGUCUCGCCGUGUCGGUGUCGUCUCUCCUGAUCAUUAGCAGAGGCGUGCGCGCCGUGUCUCGCGCGCUCGUUCGCCUCGCGCUCCUCCUCGUGCACGUCGUCGACGAGGACGACGACUAUCGCUACUGCGCGGCCGCUGCUGCUGGCGACGCCGUCGUCCAGCCUCCGCGGCUGCGUUGUUGCGAGCGGUGCGCUGACCGGAUAAGGGGCGGCGAGGACGAUGACGCCGCCGCCGCGGCGCGGCUGUCUCGCCACGACGUCACGGCGGUCGUGGCGAGCCUCGGCCUGGUCGCCGCCGACGAGGAUGAUGAGGAAGGCGAUCAUCAGGAGCCGUGCGGCGCGUGCGAGGAGGUGGCAGAGCUGGCGGAGAGCAAGAUGGCCGGGGAGGGCGAGCUGCGGCCUGCGGGAGGCGUUCCGCGCGUGUUCGACCGCGACGGGGACGGGUACGUGAGCGCGGCGGAGCUGCGGAGCGUGCUGCGGAGGCUGGGCAUGGAGGAGGGCGCGCGGCACGGCGACUGCGUCAGGAUGAUCGCGGCGCACGACGGCGACGGCGACGGCCGGAUCAGCUUCCAAGAGUUCAGGGCCAUGAUGGAGAACGCGGCUUAGAAGACACACCAACCAACCAGCUAGACAACCGGAGUUCACACGUACGGCGUAUUGGAUUAGUGUAUAAUUAAGUCAGUACCGCUUGAUUCAUCUUGUCGAAAAAUGUUGGCAGGUGACUUUGAUAGUCAGUACUCCAUACCAUUUUGUUGAGUUCCAUA